This is a messenger RNA of Oppiella nova, 421 nucleotides long. Lineage: Eukaryota; Metazoa; Arthropoda; Arachnida; Sarcoptiformes; Oppiidae. The record is from the annotation of a GenBank genome assembly.
AUGGAGUUGUGUGCCGAUAGUCUUAAAGAUAUACUCCAAGUAUUACCCAAAGAAUUCCACCGAACCUCUGGUGAACCGAUGGGUGCCGUUGAGUAUCACAUAUCGUGCAGAAUAUUCCGAGAGAUCUUAGAAAGUGUUCAGUAUUUGCAUGAAAUUAAUCCACAAAUCAUUCAUAGAGACCUCAAACCCGACAAUAUAUUGAUGGCCAGAGUUGUUAAAGAUGAUCGUGUUGUCAAGAUAAGUGAUUUCGGUUUGGCGUCACUGCAUACCGGUGCUGGUAAUAAUCAUAUACAGGGAGUUGGCACAAUUAGAUAUAUGGCACCCGAAGUAAAAUUAAAUAGCAAUUAUUCCACCAAAGCAGAUAUUUAUAGUAUCGGGGGAUAAUGAUCUUGAUAAAUAUUCCAAUUCGGACUUUUAUGCG